AUGACAUGCACUAUGGCUCAUGAGCAUACCCCAAACACACCAGAGUUAUGUCGAUCUGCUGAUUUGGUCGUUUCUGCCGUGGGGAAUCCAGGAAUGAUCAAAGGAGAUUGGUUGAAGCCCGGAACAACAAUCAUCGAUAUUGGAACGCGAUGUGUGAAGGACCGAAAUGGUAUUUAUGUUUUGGCUGGGGAUGUCGAUAUGGAGAGCUGUAUUGGGAUUGCAGGAGCUAUCACCCCAGUUCCUGGUGGUGUAGCUUUGCUGACUACGGCUAUGCUGAUGAAUAACACAUUGAAAGCUUUUGUUCUUCAAAAUGAUUUGGCAGUGUACUAUAACUCGUUUAGCAAUGUUGCAUUGAAUGUUAAUAAUUGCUUGUCUGUUUACAAACUAUCUGUCAAGCGUCCUUCGGAGAGUACAGAAUGGAAUGAACGAUAUUCCAGACAGAUUCGUCUUGAAGGUGUAGGAGUUGAAGGUCAAAAAAGAAUCGAACACGCAAGAGUAUUAGUAAUAGGGGCAGGUGGAUUAGGAACACCGGUAGUUCUUUAUCUGGUAGGAAGCGGAAUUGGUCAUCUCACAAUUAUCGACGACGAUGUUGUGGAACUUGGUAACAUUCAUCGUCAACUAUCUUUGCAUUUUCCAAUAAUAUCUAGGCAGAAUCGCUUCGAAUGUGUUGCAAUCGUUGAACGUUUUACAAAAGAGAAUGCCCCUAAACUCAUUGCAGAACACGAUUUCAUUGUAGAUUGUUGCGAUAACAUCGAAACCCGCUAUACUAUAAAUGAUGAAUGUGUCCGUCAAGGAAAGUGCUUCGUAUCAGGAGCCACGCAGCGCUUUUCCGGUCAGGUCACCGUCUAUGGUCACAACCAGGGUCCUUGCUUUCGCUGCUUGUAUCCUACAACCCCUGUAACUCCCGAUAGUGAGAAAUAUGGCGGAAAGUUACCUAUCUUGUCUCCGCUACCCGGGGUGGUCGGAUCAAUGGAGGCGGUUGAAGUAUUGAAGUUGAUAUUAGGAAUUGGAAAGACACUUGAGGGAAGAUUGCUUCUCUGCGCGGAAGAGUCGAAAACUGUCCAUGCGGAACAGAACCUUCUAAUCAAAAGAUUGAAGCCAAAUGAUAUUGUUAUUUUGGUUCUGGCUUGUUUAUUGGACGCACGAAUUCACCUUUUGGUUUUCUUUCAUUAUUUGAUUACCCUAUCGCAAUCUAAAGUUAUAAUGAGUUCCGUUCAAAAGUAUGUUCUUCCUGAGCUUCCCUAUGCCCGUGACGCUCUCGAGCCCUCCAUUUCUGCUGAAACCAUUGACUACCACUACGGUAAGCACCACCAGACUUAUGUGAAUAAUCUUAACAACCUCUUGCCUGAGGGAGGCGCUCCUCUGGAGGAGUUGAUCAAGACGGCCGAGGGAGGCGUUUUCAACAAUGCUGCUCAGAUCUGGAACCACACCUUCUAUUGGAAUUGCCUGUGCCACGGAGGCUGCCCCCUGGAGGAUGGCGCCCUGAAGACUGCCAUUGAGGCCAAGUGGGGCUCCUACGAUGCUUUCAUCAAGGAGUUGAGCGCGAAGACCGUGAGUUUCUUCGGCUCGGGCUGGUCCUGGUUGGUGCAGAAGGCCGACGGAUCUCUGGACAUUGUGUGCACUGCGAAUGCUGGUAAUCCUCUGCGUGACGGAAUGAAGCCUCUGCUGUGCUGCGAUGUCUGGGAGCACGCGUAUUACAUCGACUACCGAAACGCUCGCGCGAACUAUUUCAACAAGUGGCUGGAGGUUGUGAACUGGAAGUUUGUGGCUCAGAACUUUGCGUGGUGUGUUUGUUGCAAACAGAAAAAUACUCUCCAAAGACAGUGA
Messenger RNA from Blastocystis hominis, 1827 nucleotides. RefSeq lists its product as hypothetical. The transcript is spliced from 14 exons. The record is from RefSeq and is a predicted model, not a curated record. Gene Ontology annotation, molecular function: superoxide dismutase activity; metal ion binding; ubiquitin-like modifier activating enzyme activity. Gene Ontology annotation, biological process: superoxide metabolic process. NCBI's taxonomy places the organism in Eukaryota, Bigyra, Opalinata, Blastocystidae. Bases 1 to 1827 code for a protein of 608 amino acids.